Molecule: messenger RNA, 7788 nt
Organism: Zymoseptoria tritici IPO323
Lineage: Eukaryota; Fungi; Ascomycota; Dothideomycetes; Mycosphaerellales; Mycosphaerellaceae
Product: Ca2+/calmodulin-dependent protein kinase
Exons: 12
Coding region: 1-7788 (2595 amino acids)
Biological process (GO): signal transduction; protein phosphorylation
Cellular component (GO): cytoplasm
Molecular function (GO): ATP binding; protein kinase activity
Source: RefSeq, a predicted model, not a curated record
AUGGCGGAUAAAAGGCGUCGCGGAGUUUCGGAUGACCCAGAUGCGCCUCUCAAGGCGCAAAGAAAGAAAAGACGAGAGGAUAAGGCAGCCGCCAAAGCUCGCUUAGCCAACGCUGCUAACCAGAACAACGAAUCCGCCGAGCAAUCUGCAAGAUCUCAAGCAGGUCAGCCUGUGCUCGACGCAGUCGAUCAGCCUUCUGAGAGCGGAGCAGCGCAAGCCGAACCAGUAGCACCUCCACCCGCCCCGACUGGAGGAUUCACCGCGAUCAAUGCGACUGGAGGAGGACCACAAAUGUUCCAUUUCCAAGGAAACCUAAAUCGCGACCCGCCCGGAAAUAAUACUGCAGAAACCGGUCAUUAUGUGCCUGAGGGUGCUCAAGGGAUUGCACAGUAUGGUGAUCGGGCAGAAGAUGGCGGAGAACCGUCGGAACCGGAAAAGGCAGAGGCGAGCGAUUUCGAACACAAUGCUGGCACGGUCAACGAUCGAUUCGGCAAUAAGAUGAACAACCCUUUAUUUGCGACUUUCAUCAAGACAGACAUUCUGCCCAAGCGGACGCAUCGACACUUCGAGGAGUAUCUCAAGACGAUUCCUCUCGAUGACCAGCUGGAGGACUCGAUCUGGUAUGUCAAGCAGAUGAUGCAAGACCGAGGAGUUGGCAAAAAUUGGGAAUAUACCUUACCAAUUGCGUUUUAUCACGACGAUCAAAAUGAAAGAUUCGACACGCCUUGGGUCAUAGAAGGCCGAGAGGAGCCCAAUGAUUCCGACGCGACUCGGUUUUCAUGGCUGGUAACGGCGAAAGCGUUAUACAGGAUUGCGUCGAAGCCAGAUACCGAUCUCGACAUUCAGCAGGCACACGAAUUUGCCGCGAUCUACGCAGAGGCUGGGCGGCUCACUCGCGGCGGAGACAUGCUUGUAUGCCCCAACGUUGACUGGACUAGGGAACCGGUGGACUUUCCGGCUCUGCUUCAAGAUUCCAGGAAUCUACUACAGCAACAUGUGAAAGCGGCUUGGCGAAAGGCUUUUGCCACUGCGAAGGAAGAGCUAGGCGUGAAGGCGGAAGUCGAACUACAGGCUAGCUACAAGCAGAUGCGCCUAGAGAAGGAAUUGGACGGACUGAAAUGGGAAACGCCGGACAAGUACCUCUGGGAAGUGAGAUGGAGGAAUGCUCGAAAGUUAUUCGAGUCGCGCGGUCCCGCUGAGGCCGAUCAGUUGAUGUUCGAUUCUUCCUUGCAAAGGAUGUGGAACGACUCGCAGAGGUCUGCCAGAUAUCACUCUCCGCCCGUCAUGCGUCCCGAAACGUCCUGCUCCCAGUACUGCUCGGAUUUGUUGACUUUCCAUCUUGAAUGUCAGAGGUCGUGCAUGGAGGCGUAUGAGGCAGCAAUUGCCACCGCACAAGCCGAAGUGGACGAGGAAGAGCAAGAUGCUAUUGAAGCCAGCGAGGCCGUUGACGUCGAACAGGCGGACUCGAAGAUUCGGAACGGACCAUCGCCGGCCAAGGCCCUUGCGGAUCUACAGGAACAACAUGCUCGGCUGAUGGUGGAUGUGGAACAUGCAGGCUGGGGAUGGUACCCGGAGGAUGAGGGAUUACUUCGAGGAUCAUUCAAUGAUCUGUGGCAUCGGCAUAACUAUUGUCUUCAACGCCAUGGCAUUGAUUUCGAGCGUGUACUCCACCUGUGGAACUCAAUGAGAGGCUUCAAUAAGCCAGCGUUCCCUCCCGAAUGGAGGGAGGGAAUUUCUGCCGAAGACUAUGUCACAAAUGCGAUAGUCCCUGCGGUACAUAAUGCGUGUCUUGCUCAGUGGGACGCAGAGAUCAUCGAGUUGCGAAAAUCGAUUGAGCAGGGGACUGACGAUCAAGCCACACGCUACGAGACAGCAAAAGGGGAGAUGGAACGCUUCGUCGCAAGCUUAAACAUCAAGGCAUACGGUCCCGGGCUUCUUUCUUUCCAUCUUGACUGGAAAGCCGCCAUGGAUGUCUUUGCUCCAGACACAAUCUCAACGGACCUGAAGCUUCGUUUCCAGGACAUCUUUGAGCAAGCCAAGAGAAUCUACACUGAACAAGACAUACACCUGAAGCCACAUCAAAUUCAAGACCAGCAAUCGGAACAGGACUUCCUGUUUGAGCUCGCCGAUGUGAUUGACGAGCAGAUAAAGGAACAAGCGGAGAACGACGAGCCAGAGCCUGACAAGCCGACUCGCGCUAAGCAACUGGGGUUCGGCGGUGAACGUUCAGGUCAGACUGGAAGUUGGCGAUUUCUCGGUACAGCUGGUCAGGGAGCUUUUGGUCACGCCGGUAUUUGGGGCCGGACUGACGCACUUGGAACGGUGGUGGAGAAAAUCGUUUUGAAAGAGACCUACAGCGCAGCGGCCAAGGGUUUGUCUUGGGACGCUUCCUGGCUGUGGGAUGGAGAACCCGGCACAACCCCUUUCGAAUUUUUAAUCAUCGAAAAGCUUGGGCGUCUACCCGAUGCGCACAGUAUCGUCAGGGUCAGAGCAUUCGCUAUCCACGAUACUUUGAAGAUGUAUCGAAUCUACAUGGAGUAUUGCCCGCAUGGGACUCUGAACCAGCUUCUGGUCCAACACCGCGCUGUCAAGACUGGUAACCUUGAUGCCGACGGAAUGCUCGUUGAAAGCAACAUCCCUGCUCGUGCUUUAUGGGCAAUCUUCGAAGCACUGAUCGCCGCAAUCCAUCUUCUCCACGUCGGACCUCUGCCGGGGACUCAUACAGGCGCUUUUGACGCCAGAGAAGUACUUCACCGCGAUUUGAAGCCGGAGAAUGGUACUUUACCCAUUGACCCCAUGGAUGCCGUGGCGCUAACGACACUAGUGUUCCUGGGCGCACCCAACGAAACUGGAGCCUGGCCGGGAUUGCCUUCAAUUAAGCUCGGAGACUUCGAGAUACCUUCAUUCAAUCCCGGAGUUGAGGAAUACUACCCACCAGCUUUGAGCGCCAUGCCAGCUACGAAUCUCGACGAUCCCGAGAUCUCUGAAGUCUACGAACAAAGGUCACCAUUGUUCUCUGAUGAUAAUCCUCUUAACGCCGGAUGCAGACAAGGAAACAAAGCGAAAGAUGUUCGAAACAGUAACUAUGUCCAUCCGAGGAUGAACACAGGAUUCAGUUCCUCCAUUCCUCUAGCCGAAGCAGCCCGAUACCUCGAUAUGCUACCCACGGGCGCUUCAAGACAGUCUCGCCGUAAAGCUGGAGCCCCGCCGCAGUUUACCGCCAGGGACGACAUACAGAAACUCCGUCCUGCGAGAAAAGUACGACGAGCGCCAGCGGUACCACAACCAGUGCCAGUAGCACCGCAACCCGCGCCGCAACCCGCACCGCAGCCCGCGCAAGUGGCACCACAACUAGUGGCGGGAGUACAAGCGCAAGGGAACGAAGGCGAUGUUGACGGCGAAGUCAAUGAUGGUGAAGACGAUGACAUUGCAACACAGACCGGCGCGGCAGAGGAGGGUAGGGAAGGCAAUGUGGAGAGCCAUCAGCCGGAUGAGUUUCAAAAUCGUCUCGAAGAACGUCGAGCUGGCAAACCCGCUGCAGUCGGAGACAACAGGGUCGACGAAGAUCGCGAGCGUACUGAUGCAGAACAUGGAAGCGCAGCACCCGCCGACAUCGCUGCACAGGCAAAGCAAGGGAAAAGGAAAGAUAGAUCGAGUGAAGGUACACCGAACGACGAUGCGCCAAGCCCUACAAAGCGGAUCAGAUCGGGUUCCAAGUCUUCCGGGGAGCUGAACGAUAGCAACGAGAUCAAUCAGCAGGCUGCAGAUCAGACGCCCGAGCAGGUUCAGUUGACUGCGCACCUAGCCGAUCACCGAAGACAAUUCGAAUCGCUAGGCCCUCGACCAAACAUCCUUGGCUGGUACACCGACCUCAUACGACUUGCAAGGGAGGCACUCAAAGUUACAGGCGAUGACCUGGAUUUCGGACCAAUGACGGGAACCUGCGCCGAAUAUUGUGCCAUGUUAUCGAAUGAGUUAUACAACAUUCGUAGGACCGCCGAUCCAAAGAUAUACGACGCUUGGGACGUCGAGAGUGCCAACCUCCGUGAUAAAUCGGCGUUGAAAGAAUUGCAGAAGCGUUUCGACAUUAUGGACAGCCGUGUCAGAGCUGGCAAGUGGCCUUAUGGGCCAGAUGAUCCACAAGCUCGGCAAGACGAUCAAUAUUUUGCGUCCGCAAUCGGGUUCGAUGCAGUGAGAGCAGGCCAGCAACCGGAAGAGAAAUGGCGACAGGUCUCAUGCGUCGGCGCAGGCGCCCAAGCCACGGCCAACCUCUGGGAGUGCGAAGACGGAGCAGGAAAUGUCGUCAAGCGCACAGUCAUCAAAGAGUCUAGAGGAGACGGCUGGAACAAUGAGGUUAAUUGGGAAGGAGGAUUCUACAACCGCUUCCCAAAAGAAGCCGCGCUUACAAUGUACCUGGGCACACUUUCGGAUUCAUUCAACAUCAUCAAGACAUUCGGCUACGCUACGUACGAUACCCGGCGAAUCUUCCGAAUCUAUAUGGAGUGGUGUCCCCACGGAACACUCGAAGUCAUGUUGAAGAAACACAGCGAAAAGGUUGGCCGAUUAAAUGAGGAUGGCAACUUGAUUGAGCCAACCAGAAUCCAAACCCCAGACGGCUUACACACUUGGACAUCAAACCAGCAAACAGAGCAGCGCGGCCACACUUCAGAUCCAUACUCGCCCAAUCUGAUCACGACCGCUUCGGACUUCUUUUGCCAGUAUGGAAUGAUUGUGCCUAUUAUACGGGCAUUCAAAGCCUCAGCACGUUCCUCUACUUGCAGCAAACAUUCAUCAGCAAGGCACUGGCAAGAAGAUCAAAUCAUGGCCAGAUCGCAGCAAUCUGGUAGUACUGGAUCACGAAGAUCGGCUCGAAUCAAAGCGCUGGGUAAUUCGAAACCGGCGAACGCCAAAGCUCCAAAGCGCAAGAUCGGUGAAUUGGACGUUGUGGCCGAAGAAAACGAGGAUGAGGAUGGCAAUGACGGAGAUCAGAACUCGGGGGGAGAACCGGCCAGGAAGAAAGCAAAGGACAAGGGAGACUCACCGCAAGGGAGGUCCGAUCAACCAGCACCAAAAUCGCAAGGUCGUCCCAAUGAGGGUGGCGAUAGCACGGGCCGACGUGGCACUCCUGAUCAAGUCGAGGCCGGCGCUUCAGGCUCAGCAAAUGAAGGUGGCGAGGAGAACGCUGGAAUUGAUGAGACUGAGAAAGAACCACCCAAGAUGAGCGCCACAAACCUGAAACUGAACUUGGACUUCAUCCGCAAUCUUGUGCUUCCUGGUCACGUCGACGAAGUUCCCGUGGGGUUGGAAAGACAGAUGGUAUGUGUCUCGGCGAUGAACGAACAGGACAUGAGAAAGGCUACGAAGAUCUUGCAGGAGCUUGUUGUAGAAUAUGGCACCAGAACACUGCUGUGGAGUUUGCGUGUCUGGCCGAUCGAAGCCUACAUGAACGUCCCGAUCCAUUUUGAUGGACGAUGGGAUGUGUUUGAAGACGAUGCGAUUGUAAAUCUCCACGAUAAUUGGCGGGACACAUGUGUUGAAGCCCAGCGCACGAACGCCACCCGGAGACAGAUUGAAGAAUUUGUGGACGGCUAUCGCAAAGCCAAGUUCUUGCUCAAGCUUGGAGUAGAGGUCGAGAAGGAUGAAAAUGAUGACGACGAGCCGCCGAACGAGCCGGACCAGAAUCAGACUCAGCGCCCAAGCUUCAUCAGCGGGCGUGCAAGAGCGGUCACGGCUCAAAUGAAGCACUUCCGCGAACAACGAGCAGAGAAGGUGAGCGAAUUCCGUGCAGCAUGUGGAGACGAAGCUGCCGACGAACUUGAAGCGCUCUGUGGCCGUGUCUUCGCGGACUGGAAACAGAAAGGGUACCCCGGAAACAUCGAUUAUCGCAAAGUUUCGUGCCACUUCCGGUGGGAACGCAUGAGACGGCGGUUCAACUCAUGGAGUCCGACCGAAGUCGAGCGGACAGCGUUCGAAGGUAUCUAUGCUGAGGUUAGAGAGUACAUUCGACGCUACGACGAGUUUAUCUAUCCACCGGACGACCAACAAUUAUCGUGCCAGGCUUUUGUGUGGGUGAUGUGGCCCAAGCUGGACGACUGGCGCAAGGAUUGCGUCAAGGACACGAAAAGGCUGUGGUCAGAGGCUUUGAAAGCUGUCCCAGGCAAAGAGGGGAAUGACUUGUACCUCGACUACAAUCAGGCUAUGCGUCAUCUCGAGCUUGGGGGCUGGCCUAUGAGCGAGAGUUGUGUCAAGACCCAGAGGAUGAUGGUCCGACACAAAUGGCGAGAUCUGGAGGCUGCGGUGGACGCCGAUGAUAUGGUUUCAGGAGCCUUGGUGAAGGAGCUAGGCAACGAAGCAAGGGAGCUCAUUGACAAGUUCGUGUUCAUCGUACCACCGGACAAAGACAAUGCAGUGGCUUGGCAAUCGUUCAUAGACGACACAUUGCGCCCGUUCGUCCGUGCGAAAAAUCUUCCGUACUGGGGAAAGCUGUGGGACACCACACUCGGCAGACAGCACAACCCCGACGAUGCCAAAUUGCUUCAAGAAAUGAGAGCUGAUAUGGAAAUCAAGCUUUCCGGGCCGGAUCCGCCUUUACCGUAUGGCCCAAGCAUGGCGCAGUACAUCCGUGACUGGUCCGAAGUUGUGGACAGAGCGGAACAAGAGGCCGACCGUGUCACCGAGGCCCGUAUCAAGGAUCUUCAGACUCGCACGAUGGUGUGUCGCGAUGUAUGCGGCGUUCUCAUAAGCCCACUGCUAUGGCCGGAAGAGACAAAUCCUGAGCAGUACUGUUCCAAUCUGUCCGCGGAUAUCAAAUAUCAAUUGCAAGUGAGAUGGCAGCAGCAUUGGCUGGAGUGGAAGACCUUGAGAGAAAUUCCUGACGAGGAAUACCACGAAAAGAGCAAUGCAAUGGCGGAAGCUGUUCGCAAUGGACAAGAGUACUGGCCACCUGAAAGCCCUGCAGCAGAAAUAAAUCGAGGAAAAGAGCAGGCCGGGGCAUUGGGCGUUCGGCACCUGGAUCGCAGUGGACUGGAAGGCAGCUGGAAUUUCAGCGGCACCUUGGGAAGCGGCUCGUAUGGGCACGUCGGGUACUGGACCAAAAACGUCGGUCACGACCGGCGAAUCGUGGACAGGAUUGCUGUCAAGGAGUCGUACCUGAGACAGGCCUGGAACAACCCAGUGUACUGGAUUGGCGAGCCUGGCCACCGCAAGCCAAAGGAGUUCUACUAUGCGCGGGAACUGGCCGACAUGCCGGAGUCAAAGAACGUCGUCGAGCCGAGAUCGUAUGCCAUCUACGAGACUUUGAGGAUGCAUCGAAUAUACAUGGAGUUCUGUGAGCAUGGUACCAUGAGUCAGAUGAUCAACAACUACAUCGCUCACGACGCCGUGGUUGACGAGGAUGGAAACUCGAUAAUAGGCACCAUCCCGGUUCGUCUGCUAUGGUCAGUUUUCGAAUCUCUCGCAUCCGUGCUAUGCUUGAUGAAGAGCGGAACUCUGCCGGAUGCCCCGCGCGCCCGACAACUCAAGUACCCUGGCAUGAUCCACCGUGACCUCAAACCAGACAACAUCUUUCUAUCCCCUCCAUGCACCGAUGCCUGGGGCGGAAUUCCAACGUUCAAAAUUGGAGACUUUGGGUUCGUGGUCAGUGACGCUGAUGACGACCUCGCCAACAUGCGAAGGACCGGGACGCCGGGCUUCUUGCCACCAGUUUCCACCAUCUUUGCGAGAUCUGGUGUCGCAGUGUCUCGACGCGUCACCGGUCUACCGGCUCAAUUGCGAGGAUCUCUGGACUAG